AUGGAAGAAGUUAUAAAUAUUCUAAACACAAACCUCAACACAGUUGGCCUCAAUAUCUCCGCUUACAAAACACAUUUCCUCUACCUGAACAAGAGAGAAAUCAAACCAGAAGAAACUGAAAUCAAAAUAAUUAGGCUCUUAAACGCGUUCUCACCCCAGAAGUCCUUGGACGAGUUUCAGGACGUAUAUCUUGUGAUGGAGUUCAUAGAAGCGAAUUUUUGCCAAGUGAUUCAGAUGGAGUUGGACCACAAGCGCAUUUCGUAUUUACUUUACCAGAUUCUCUGUGGCAUCAAGCACUUGCAUUCCGCCGAAAUCAUACACAGGAACUUGAAGCCCAGCAACAUCGCAGUGAAGUCAGACUGCUCCUUGAAGAUAUUGGACUUUGGUCUGGCGAGAACGGUUGGCACGAACUUCAUGAUGACGCCCUACGUCGUCACGAGGUUCUACAGGGCGCCCGAAAUCAUUCUCGGUAUGGAUUACAAGGAGAACGUCGACAUCUGGUCGGUCGGCUGCAUUAUGGGCGAAAUGAUACAUGGCAGAGUCAUGUUCCCUGGCUCCAACUACGUUGAUCAGUGGAACAAAAUCAUUGAAAAUCUGGGAACUCCAGCGCCAGAAUUCAUACAGAAAUUGCAGCCAACUGUGAGGCAUUACGUGGAAAACCGACCGCAUUAUCGCGGCUACCCUUUCGAGUGGCUAUUUUCGGAUUCCCAUGUCCCCUCGGACUCAUCGGAACACAACGGGCUGACAACGAGCCAAGCCAGGGAUCUAUUGUCUCGUAUGCUGGUCAUCGAUCCAGAAAAACGUAUCUCCGUCGACGAUGCUCUACUUAAUAACUACAUAAGUCUUUGGUACGAACAGAGCGAAGUCAAUGCUCCCGCUCCUGGCACUUACGAUCAUAGCGUCGAUGAGAAAGAGCACACCGUCGACCAGUGGAAAGAGCUGAUCUACCAGGAGGUCAUGAAUUACGAGACUAUUCACAACACCACGUAUGUAUUGCAGUCCUCGCCCGACACAGCUGGCUCCAAGCAGACUCAAUACCAGGAGAUAUAUCUAGUCAGUACAUCACCUGCUCCAACACUUCAGAGUUAUGUGGCUGUUCCACCAUCUAGCCUGGUGCCGUUAGAGAAUUUUUGA
This is a messenger RNA of Copidosoma floridanum, 1134 nucleotides long. RefSeq names its product stress-activated protein kinase JNK-like. NCBI's taxonomy places the organism in Eukaryota, Metazoa, Arthropoda, Insecta, Hymenoptera, Encyrtidae. The record is from RefSeq and is a predicted model, not a curated record.